AUCUUAUUCCCCACCAGCCUCUCCGAGGCCACACGCACGCUCUACUCUCCCGCGCCGAGAGCUUCCCCUCCAAUCACUCACCGGAUCCUCUCGAAACCCUAACCCUUAUCUCCGAUUCUUCCUUUUCUCUCCGCUCCUGUAACCGAGCUGGAUUUCCUCAAGAAAUGCACGUCUUGGCUUGUAAUCCUUCGCCGCAACCUCAGGGCCGCCGAGCUCCGAGCCAUUUCGGCCGCCGAAAGAUCUUCUCGGAUAGCAUCUCGUCAAUCUGCUCUCAGAGAAGCACUUCCUUUGAUUCUAGCGUCGAUGAAACUUCUUGCGACUCCCAAUCACUUCCAAGGCCAGUUGGUAACCAGACUAUUAACUUAGGAAAAAUGCUGAGCCAGAUCAUUCCUUGGACAACAAGGCGUAUGCUGUUUGCUAGUCCAGCCAUAUGUCUCUGCUUCCAUUCUUCAAGGUACUUCACAGCUGUUGCUUUGGGUGACCCAUCUGUCACAGUCCAAGAUGUAACUCCUCGCAUUUUGCCCUCAGGGCCACUCUUUCCUUCUGAGGAAAGGAUUGUAGAACUUUUUGAGAGAAACACUUACUCUGUUGUCAACAUCUUUGAUGUAACAUUACGCCCUCAGCUUAACGUAACUGGUGUUGUCGAGGUUCCUGAAGGAAAUGGUUCUGGUGUAGUUUGGGAUAAUGAUGGACACAUUGUGACAAAUUACCAUGUGGUUGGAAAUGCUCUUUCGAAGAAUCCAAGCCCUGGUCAAGUUGUUGCACGUGUGAACAUCCUGGCUUCUGAUGGGGUACAAAAAAAUUUUGAGGGUAAGUUGAUCGGUGCAGACCGUGCUAAGGAUCUUGCUGUGUUGAAGGUGGAAGCUUCUGCAGACCUUCUGAAGUCAAUUAAAGUGGGGCAAUCAUCUGCUCUAAAAGUUGGCCAGCAAUGUUUAGCAAUUGGAAAUCCCUUUGGCUUUGAUCAUACUUUAACUGUUGGGGUUAUUAGUGGAUUAAAUCGAGAUAUUUUCAGUCAAACUGGAGUAACAAUUGGAGGUGGUAUUCAGACUGAUGCAGCCAUUAAUCCUGGGAAUAGCGGUGGUCCUUUGCUAGACUCCAAAGGAAAUCUGAUUGGAAUUAACACAGCAAUAUUUACGCAGACAGGCACAUCUGCUGGUGUUGGCUUUGCCAUCCCAUCUUCAACUGUACUUAAGAUAGUACCUCAGUUAAUUCAGUUUGGCAAAGUUGUGCGUGCUGGUUUGAAUGUGGAAAUAGCUUCAAAUCUGGUCGCUAAUCAACUAAAUGUUCAGAAAGGAGCCCUUGUACUGCAGGUUAUGGGGAACAGUGUUGCAGCCAAAGUAGGUUUGCUUCCUACUACAAGAGGUUUUGCUGGUAACAUAAUUCUCGGGGAUGUCAUCGUUGCAGUAGAUGAUAAGCCUAUUAGAAGUAAAGCAGAUCUAUCAAAGAUUCUGGAUGACUAUAAUGUUGGAGAUAAAGUUGUGCUGAAGGUCCAAAGAGGUAAUCAGAGCUUGGAGCUGCCUUUGGUCUUAGAGGAGACAAGCAUUCGAUGAGCACCCAAAAUCCUCCAUCUGUCUAUUUGUGCAUAUCCAAGCUUGUGAAAUUAAUAGGUGUCAUGACACAUGGUGGGAAGCUGCAGUUAUGCAUUCUCAAAGUUCUAAAUGGAACGGGAGAUAUUACUUAAAAGAAAUAGGGCAGCACUUGCAUUCCAUCUGUGUAUUUUAUCCUCGAGAAGUUGCAGCAUUAAAUUUGAUCUGGAGUCGCCUGGAUUUGUGAUCUUCGUUAUUAUGGAAGUUGCUCUUGAGAUUCUCUCAAAAAAUUCACAGAAAUUUUUGUUGCUAUUAUCUCUGUUUUCCUUUAAUUUAUUUAUUCAUUAAGAACUUCAUUUGUUGUAAGGAAAUGCCUGAUGCUAUUGAGAAGUGAAUCUGUUGAUAACACUGUAACUUGAGUAAUUAACAAAUGCAUCGGCUUCUUAAACUGUUCUUCACCUUCUGUCUUUUUCUGCAGCUCCAAAUCUUACGAUGCAAGGAGAAAAAAGCUCAAUUCUUGUGCUCUAAAUCAAUCAUGUCCUUCUCUUCAUGAAUUAUUAUUACUCACUAUCUUCAUGAUUUGGGUGAUUGAUUACUUGUAUGGAUGACAAUUUAUAAGUAGAGUUUACAGAUGGAUCAAAUUGGUGAAAAGGGAGAGGUGCACAUAUUUCUGCAGAAGGAACUUCCCAACUUUGCACAACAGAUUGGACAAACAGUUGUAAUAUAAGACAUUAUUCUAGGGAAAUUGCAUGGUUCAAUGUAAUCUUGGCAAAUUGCAUGGCUUCACAGAUUCAAAUAAAUAUGGCUCUUAUGAGUUGCCCUUGUAGUUUCAGAAAAAUGGCUUUCAUAUUAAGGGCUUUUUUUUCUGGAUGAGUUGAUUCAUUGAAAGUAAUCCAUAGUUCGGAGGAUAAUUUGUAGACUUUAUUAUAUAUUCUUUUAUUGCAAA
This is a messenger RNA of Phoenix dactylifera (date palm), 2472 nucleotides long. It is a transcript of the gene DEG8, whose product is annotated as Trypsin family protein with PDZ domain-containing protein. Lineage: Eukaryota; Viridiplantae; Streptophyta; Magnoliopsida; Arecales; Arecaceae. Gene Ontology annotation, biological process: proteolysis. The record is from RefSeq and is a predicted model, not a curated record. Gene Ontology annotation, molecular function: protein binding; serine-type endopeptidase activity.